CCCUGGAUAGGGUUUGUUUGGAACUGUGUUUGGGACUAGAGAUCGGUAAAAGGCAGUUGUUCCUGAUAACUGUUAUUUAUCUGCUUGACAAGAAUUUACUGAACGUUUUCCCUGGCAGGCUCUUAAUGGAGGCGCUGCGGAGACGGGAUGAACAGGGCACGCAGAGCGCCCGCUGUCAGAAAGAUGAUUUUCCAGCCCAGGAGAUCGGUGUCUUAUAGAUAACCACAUCAAUACGUUUUAAUAUCUGCUGUGAUGAAUUUUACUUAAUUGUUGAGUUCCUUGGGCCCAUUGUAUCAGCCAGGCUUGAAAAUCAACUGAGUAUAAACUACAGGACUGUAGAGGUGUGACAAGGAACCGUCCCAGGAAAGGUCCUUGCGACAUUUUUGUUUUAACGGGGAGCGGGGGAGGGGGUACUGAUGUUUGAUCAGUGUCCCCUGAAAUUCAGAUGUGGGUUCCUGGAGGGUGUGAUAGGAGAGCCCAAGGGAAGCUUGCGGCCAAGACACCUGUUGGUGUGUCUGCUGCCAUCAAGCGAUGAGGGAGUUUGGGAAAAUCUCCUCAUCUCUCUGGGCCUCAGUUUCUUCCCCUGCAACAUAAGGUUGUUAUUCACUUCUCCAAAGUCCCUUGCCGCUCAGUCUCUCUGAGAGCACGAGGGACUGAGGUGCCUGUUAAACGUGUUCUGGGGACUGCGGCUGAGACCUGACUUGGUCCCUUGUCUGUGUGUCUCCUGCAGGAGCCCGGCUGAGCCCACACUGGAAACAGAGGACCGAGGGAGCCUAUGGAAGACAGAAAAUCAGCAGGUGUGGAGCAUGAGAAUAACCCAGAGAAGGCCAAGGUAAUGGCGGAACGGUGGUUGCCCAAGGACCUGAGAAUACGGGCAAGUUGAGCUCAGGACAAUCUGGAGAAACUGAGGAAUGCGUACAGUAGCAUCCAACCCUGCAAGGAGCAGCCUGAGGUGAGCAGUGAGGACUGGGGGUGUAACGCACUCCACAGUGAACGGUGCACCUGCCAGGGAGCCCCACAGGACGGACGGGGGUUGGUUUGCACUGCCGGGAAGCACCCUUUCUAAGGGUAGGAUGGUGUGACCAUGAGACUCUGCCCCAGUCCCCGAGCUUCGACGUUGGAGCUGCCCUGACAGUGGAUGGCCUCCAAGGAAGUGUGGGUUUGGAGGGAUCAGUGGCGUUUGGAUCAGAUUUGGAGAUGUCCAUUCUUACCACAAAUCGUUUUGCCCUAAGGCCAGGAGGGGCCAGGGCAGGGGACCCUUGCAUCUGAAGUCGUAAUGGUAAUAACAUUCUUCUGAAUUUCUGGUCAGGAGCGUGGAAGGCUUUACACAUAAUAUCUGUUGACCAGUGAUUUUCUUGACUAUUGGUUGAGUGCUUCAUUUUCCUGAGGCUGUGUUCAGAACUUGGAAAUCAAUACGGUUUCCCGAGGAGGACAAAGCAGUGGGAGAACGAUGCAAACACAAUGUGGUAGCUCUCCUGCACUGGGGUGUUGUGUUGUGACAGAGCAGAGGAUUGGAGUGGGGGGCCAGGCCCAGGACAUCUCUUCCCAAUGACAGAGUGAGCCAUUGAGAGGAAUCCCCGAGGAGAACCCCGUCUUCAUCAGAGCUCACCACAGGGCAGUGUCCUGGGACAUGGAGAGGGUAGGGCAGGUUCCUCUCUGAGGGAGGGGAUUCGCUACCUCUUGGGAGAAAGCAGGGGACCCCUGACUGGACAUUUGUGACUGGAAUGGAGUUGAGAUGGUCAGAGAUUGGCAGCAACUUGUAUUUGAUCCGUGAAAGGAAGUCCCUGAGGGCCUCCUCAGUGCUUGGCUCGGUGCUAGGAACCCCGAAUACAGUGGUGAAUAACACAUUCUCCCAACUGUCCUGGGGAUCUCAGUCUGGAAACAGGAAGUCAUGAGAAGUGUAGUGGUGGUGGGUUCCUUGGAGGAAAUGGCCAAAGCUGCCUGGCGAUGACCUCGGUGAUUGUCCUGGUCUGCCUGUGUGUUUUCCAACAGCUGGGUGACCUGCCUUGGCCCAACAGCCCUGGAGCCUCAGCCAGAUUUCAGCCUUUUAGGACACAACUGACACCCGGGAUCCACGGUGCUCCAACCAGUCAACACUGCCAAGGUGUCCAGAGGAAACGGCUGGCAUCUGUAGCUACUACCCACUAUGUCUUGGCCAGCGGGGGAAACAGAGGCAACUUCACUAAAUCUCGUAGGGUCAUCCUCUCCAUAAUGACCAGUGAUGGUCUGUCUUCCUCUCUGCUGCUGACUCUCCAGUGCUGUGGGGUGUUGUUCAAGUUGUUCCCAAUGUCCCCAGCUCUGCCUCUUCUGCCACAUGUCACCAUGGCAGCACCUUUUGACCCGGUGUCUGAUCCAGGGACAGAAAUGAGCCUCCUGGAACUCAACCAGGAGCUUCAAUCCAAGCUGGAAGCAAGCCAGCAGGACUUCCGAGACCUCAGAGAGAAAUUCCUUGUAUCCGAAGCUACUGCCUACUCCCUGGCCAACCAGCUGCAGAAAUACAAGUGUGAAGAGUUGAAAGACAUCAUCGAAUCCGUGCUGGGGGAGACGCUGCAGUGUAAGCAGGGGAAGUUGGCAGAGACCUUGACCGAGAAGCUCAGGCAAUAUCAUAUCCUGAUUAAAGCUCAGGCUGAAGAGCUGACCCAGUUGUGGCAGAAGUUACGGGAAGGGAGAGAAGUUUCUGAGCCACUCGAUCAGCACCUCAGGGACCUCCUCACCCACGAUGACCCCGAGCGUUCCCAAGGCCAGGGCUUCCAGGAGCAAGUGGCCGAGGGACGCAGGCUGGCAGAACGCCUUGCCCGCCAGCUCAGCCCCGAGGAGGAGGAGGAGGAGGAGGAGGACGAGGAUGAACAAGCAGAAGAAUCCCUCACCACCAGCAUGGAGCUUCCGGAAGCUGAAAAGAAGGAAGUCCUCCAGGACACGCUGAAUGAAUGUGUUUUGACUCCUUCCAUUGGCCAAGAAGGGCGUGACUGCUACCAGCCUUACAGGGAUGGCACGUUCCCAUCGGAUAAACAGGAAUUCGGCUCUGCUCUGGAUGUAGCCUGUGAAUGCUCCCAUUCCAAAGGGGAUGAAACUCCACCCGGUUCCCCAGACAACCAAAUGGGUCACGAGGGGCUGAAAGGGCGAGAGUCAGAUGCCCCCAGGCUCAGUAGACUGCUGCUAGAGGUGGUGGAGGAGGAAAUCACAUGGGGCUCUCUGGAUGAACGCUACUGGACAUAUUCGGUUCUUCCUGACCUGUCUGACUCCUACUGGCCUUACAGGAGCACCGCCAUCUUCUUCCCUGAGGAACUGGAAGUCUCUUCUGCUCUGGAAAUGGCCAAAAAUCAGACCCAUCAAGAGGAGGAACAAGACCAAGACCUGACAUGCGCCAGGCUCGGCAGGGAGCUGCCGGAGAGUGCAGAGCAGGAUGUCCAACAGGACUCACUGGAUGAACGCUAUUUGACUUACUCAGCUCUUCCUGACCCAUCUGAUUCCCCCUGGACCCACAGGAGGGCCAACAUCAACUCAUAUGAGGAUCUGGAUGUCUGUCCUGCUCUGGAAAUAGCUAACAAUCAUAAUGAUCUUUGCGAUGAAGAAGACCAGGACCCGACAUGCCCCAGCAACACCAGGCUCUGCAGGGAGCUGCCAGUGGCCCCAGAGGAUGAAGUCCCACAGGACUCAGUGGGGGAAUGUAAUUUGACUCCUUCCUUUGGCCAUGACCUGUCAGACACCUAUAGGCCUUAUAGGAGUGCCUCAUUCACCUUUGAUAAACAGGAAGUCUUCUUGGGCGUGGAUGUAGAUGCCCCGAUGCAGGUGCCCGGUCCCCAAGGGCCAUCGAGUGGAAACUUGACUUUCCCAAGGACGGAGGUGCAAGCUUUACAAGCACCGCCACAGUCAAAUACCCAGGUGGCCAAUUCUGUGCCAGGGCAGCCGGACCAGCAGUUGGCUUGUGGUGACCGCAGAGCCAGGCUCCGCCCCUCCCCCGCCAUCAGGAGACUGGCAGCCACGAUGGUUUCUGGGAGCCAACGGCCGCUCUUCCAAGAGCAGGGUUUGGAAGCUUCCAUGGGUGUGAAGAACCCUCCCAAGCUGGAGGGUGACGCUGCUGAGGGCUCGGUGGCCAACCAGUGUGCAGGUCAAGUCUUUGGCCACGUUAAUGCCCUGGGUGUGAUGAAACAGAAGAUGAUCAAGAGAAAAGUGCAGUUCGGCGAGGGCAGAUUCGCGUGCAGAUUCCGUGGCCUUCAAGCAUAGGGCACAGAGAUACCAAGGACUUCAGGAACUAAGAAAAAAUACUCCUCAUUUAAACGAAACCCCAUCAUAAAACCCCAUCAUUCUCCACUUGCUGAAAAGAACUCUAAAGCAGCAAAUCAAGCUAAAGCCCAAACAGAACAUGCGAGGGAUCCUUUGCUGAGAAUCGACAUCUCGAUCACAAGCCACUCUCUGGGAUUUUUACUCCAAAAGUCUGGUUUGAUGAGAGGAAUUCUCGCUCUUCUGACUCCAGUCGUGAUAAGUCGCCGAGGCAACCAAUGCCCAGACCACACGCCCUUGUGAGACACCUUCAGUCUGGCUCCUCUCCAUUCCAUCCUGUGGAUAAGCGGAGGCUGGAGCAACGUGGCAAUAGACCCCAUGUCAAACUGGACAUUCUGGGCCACCCGCUGGGCUGUGCCAGGAGCAGACAGCAUUAACUACGCAGCGUUCUUGCUGAAGAGGCUUAGCCUGAAUCUGAGCACGAGGUAGGGAUCAGACAACUGCAGAAUUUCGACCAUCGAACAAGACAUCGGGCCUGUCUUUCUUCAAACAGCCAGUGUCCACAGCACAAAUAAGACGACAAAAAGGAGAAGAGAUAUCUUGGGUUCCAAGGGACUCAGAAGAUUGUGCUAUCGUAAUUUUGUAGUCCUUUCGAACCCCAAACAUCUCCUCCCCUUUCUGUGGCUGUCUCUGGUGGUGGUGACACUUCCUUGUCUGUAGGGGACAGGCCAGAUGUCUGGCUUGAUGGUCUACAUCCUGAAGGUGUCUGAUCACUUCCUCCUGAUUAAAUUCAGGCUAACCUUUUCCCGGGUCGUUCCCUCGUGAAUGCUGUGUGUGUCCCAGCCCCGCCCACCCAGAGACCCAGAGCCUCCAGUCUGCCAUCACCAUCAUUGUGAGAGCAGCCCUGGUUGCCUUCUAUGGGGGGCCUAUCAGAUCGUUCAUGGUCUUCUGUUUGGGUGUGACAUCUGAGAAUGUGCGAAGAUGCUGUCUCUAAAGUCUGUCUCUACAAUGUUACCAUCUUUUAGUGAUCCCUGCAGUGUGUCACAACCGUAUCUGUAUGUUGGAAAAACUCUAGUUGUAUCAUCCUUGUGUAUGUGUAUUUGCUCGCAUUGUGCUGUGGAAAAGAACACUCCCUCCCCGUUCUAUAUCAUUAAAGUGUUUAUUUUGACAAUCA
Acinonyx jubatus (cheetah) is the source of this 5395-nucleotide messenger RNA. Its product is annotated as neuroblastoma breakpoint family member 6. The record is from RefSeq and is a predicted model, not a curated record. NCBI's taxonomy places the organism in Eukaryota, Metazoa, Chordata, Mammalia, Carnivora, Felidae.